UAAAUGGCGCCAUCUCGCAAAGUGACCUCGGGACGAGAAUUUUACGUCUCGCGUCUCUCUCUCUCUUUGUGAAACGUCAAUCGCUCGGUGAUGUACCUGUAACCUGUUACCAUCUCGUACGUUUCCCGGUUAUUCAGUAUAUGUGUAGUAAUUAGUCCCGACUCGAUAAAGCGUUCUGGUUACGUGCGUUCGACCGAGAAGAUGGAAGACGUUUUAAACGAGGUCGUUUCCGCCGAGGAUUUAAAGAAAUUUGAACGAUUAUAUCAUGAACAAUUAUAUUCGGCGGAUGUUUCACAAAAAGCACAAUUUGAAUAUGCCUGGUGCCUUGUGAGAAGUAAAUAUUCGGCUGAUAUUAGGAAAGGAAUACUGCUAUUAGAAGAUCUCUAUAGCAAGCAGACAGGUAGUGAAAGGCGUGAUUGCCUUUACUAUUUGGCUAUUGGAAAUGCUAGAAUAAAGGAAUAUACAAAAGCAUUGUCGUAUGUCAGGGCGUUCCUUCAGGUUGAACCUGGAAACAUACAAGUACAACAAUUGGAGACGUUGAUCAAGAAGAAGAUGGAAAAAGAAGGUCUUCUCGGUAUGGCUGUCGCGGGAGGCGUUAUUAUCGGUAUCGCAAGUAUCGUGGGCCUGGGUAUCGCGAUGGCCAAAAAAAAUUAACUGUCCACGACAAAGUUGUGUGAUAUCGAUAUAUGAUUGUGAUCGUAGUUUGUGUGCGCGAAGUGGUGUAACUUGCCUCGUAAUUACCGUUUGAGAGAUUGACAAGUCUGAAACGGGAAUGAUACCAGGACCUCAACCAAAUCCAAAGAAUGCAAUCUGUGACAUCGGCAUUAACAUGGCUUUUGUAUCUCAUUCACGAACGAAAGACAAAGAACUGCGAAGAAAAUCCGAUAAGAAAAGAAAAAAUAAUGAUCCACUUGUAGAUUAGACGCUUACAAUAUCACUUGGUGAAUCAUUUUCAAUAUAUCGUUUAAAACGUUACCGGUCGUUCAAUACGUAUAUGUGUACAUAUCGUAUAUCCUCGUGAUAUUCACUCACGAUUGGAUCAAAUUUUCAAUGAAGUUUAGUUUCAUUUUUGAUUGUGUUGACACAUUCCAGAGCGUUGCGUUCCCGAUGAUUUCUCUCUUUCUGUUAUAUGGUGCGUUUUUAAAUUAGGUCAUGGUUAUAACGACGCCAGUUAUAUGCGAUUUUAAUUUAAGCAAGCUACCAAAGCAUGACACAGUCACGAUAAGUAUAGCCUUUUGUACAUAGGGGAAAUAGUAGUACGAGUGAUUUGUUUUAUUUAUUGGAUUCUUUUGAUAGAAGUCAAUGUUUGGAAUCGUAUCGGACGAUGUUCUCACCAUUGCGAAUUAUGCUGUAUGCAUGCACAACUUUGUUCUCGAAGCCACCGGAACCCGGCGGUCCUAUCGUAACGCAAUUAUGCAGAAUAUAGGACGGUGUCCCGCUUUUCAUUUGCGGUGUCGCGCUGGAAUUUAUUCACGCGGAAAAUUUAGCAUAGUUUCGUCCGUAACAAGUUCCACGGCUCGAUGUUACUUUAUAAUGCGCAUCUCCUUGUUCGAGUGUGCGACAUGUGUGUAACACUGAUUAGAAUAAAGAGUCCGAUUUUCUUCGAGACGAAACGAAGCGUUCGAUCGUACUUUCACAGGGCCACGCUCGGCGUUAAAUCUGACUGUCCGGAUCGCGUGUUUACCAUCCAAUGUGAUCUUCGUAUUACGCAAACGCGGCCACAUUACAUCGAAUGCAGCCCCUACCUGAGGUCUCUUCCCGUGUUUACGCAAAAUCCGAUUUCCAUAUUAGAUAAAUGAAAUUCUGAAUCGGGCACAGCCAUAUCUAGCGUUAAAUGCACCGCUAAACACUGUUCACGAAUGUUGACUCCGCGAUGAGACCUCCUCGGCGACGAAUAUUCAAGCGCCAUAAUGGCGAAUAUGUAAAAGCUUUGUGCAUGCAAAACGCGAGGUUCACCCAAACCUGCUACUUUUCGUGGGCAUUUCAAAGACUGCAGAGAAAAUAUUAGCAAACACUCGAGUAGUUUCAGACUUUUGUAAUCCGAAUAAAAAGACUGUGUUAAAUCUC
Molecule: messenger RNA, 2067 nt
Organism: Harpegnathos saltator (Jerdon's jumping ant)
Lineage: Eukaryota; Metazoa; Arthropoda; Insecta; Hymenoptera; Formicidae
Gene: Fis1
Product: Mitochondrial fission 1 protein
Exons: 4
Coding region: 202-654 (150 amino acids)
Biological process (GO): mitochondrial fission; mitochondrial fragmentation involved in apoptotic process; autophagy of mitochondrion
Cellular component (GO): peroxisomal membrane; mitochondrial outer membrane
Molecular function (GO): protein binding
Source: RefSeq, a predicted model, not a curated record